CUCGCUCGCAGUCAGUCUGCGUACGCGCUCAGUGCGCGCUCCUCAUUCCAGCUGUUUCUGCCGCUGGGCGCAACAAACGUUGGUGCACGACCGUCGUGUGUGUUUGUUGUGUCGAUUCUGUCAAUUUCUACGUCUGCGUUCGCUUCCUCUUUGCACUCUGUUUCACCUUUGCGCGUAUUGUGCGACCUGACGCAAUCUGCGAGCAUAAUUAAAUUGAACGCCGUUAUUGGAUAAUCACCACUGCGCGCCAGGGCCUACAAUUCGGAAGUUCUAAGAAGAGGCGAGCGUUGCCAUUCUCGUCCUGCUUCCAAAGCCUAGGGGAUACGUUCCGACAAUGGCGCAACUAGUAUCUGCUGUUCCUGCCAGCGUGCCACGAACACCUUGUAUGGCCUAAUGCAGGAAGUGCGCUUAGGGUUGCAGACGACGUCAUCACUUCGCACAGCAGCUGACGUCCACAACGCUGUUGAUAACGAUAACCAUAAUCCCGAACAAAAGCUUACUUCAUGCGAAAUGUAUGAUACCAGCAAGAGGACAUCAUAUCAUAGACAAUUUUACUUCUAUUUUACUACAUAAUUUGGUAUGGGUAUAUUAUGGUUUCCUCAAGUGCGACUAUUGCACUUGGCACUAUUAGCAAUAGCUGGCCUAACUCUCGUCUACGUCUACGUGCUGUCUUCGACGCCGGUGAUCAUAUCACCAACGCCAGCUCACUUCAUCCACAACUAUACGAAUGGACUGCUCCGUAGUGGUCCAGAGGACCUCCAGCCGCCGCCUGCGGUCGGCCACUCCAAUGAAACAAAACCAGCCAUAAUAGCUUCUAGUAGCAAUAGUUUAAGUAGUAGCAGUAACGUAAAUAGAAAUGCGACGACGGUGUCUGAUGUGCCAUCGUCGGUGCCGGUUGCGGCUGCCUCACAAAGUCAACCCGCUGUGCCCGACCUCACCCGCGGCGUCGCCGCCGAGAUCAUAUACGAAGCUGGUCACAAUGAUCCCAGUUUUGACAUAUGCCCGAAUUUCGGGAAAGAUCUUACGCUGCUCAUCGCGAUCACGUCGGCUCCUAGUCAUAUAAGUGCGCGCAUGGCCAUCCGCCAGACUUGGGGUCAUUAUAGCUCGAGACGUGACAUUGCCAUCACAUUUAUGCUGGGCACCACUUCCAAUGCCACUCUGCUGAAACAGAUCAAGCAGGAAGAGUAUUUAUACGGCGAUAUCAUCACAGGUAAAUUCAUCGAUACGUAUGACAAUCUUACAUUAAAAACGAUAUCGAUGCUGGAGUGGGUGGAUAACUAUUGCCCGAAAGUCUCGUUUGUGUUGAAGACCGAUGAUGAUAUGUUCAUCAACGUGUCGCGGCUUUUGCUUUUCAUCAGCAAGCAUAAACCUGAGCAACGUGUCAUCUACGGCCGGUUGGCGAAGAAAUGGAAGCCUAUUCGGAAUAAAAAGUCGAAGUAUUACAUCUCGCCGCAACAGUAUCGGCCGCCAAUUUUCCCUGACUUUACCACUGGCCCGGCGUACCUGAUGCCCGGCCGUCUUGCGAAGGAACUAUAUUCAGCAGCUUUAAAUCAUACCUACUUCAAGUUAGAGGAUGUUUUCGUCACCGGCAUUGUGGCGAGCAGCCUCAAAAUUAAGCGAGUGCACGUACCCGAGUUUCUCAACAAGCGUAUUUCGUUCACCGCGUGUUCAGUACAACGCGGCAUAAGCAUUCAUAUGGUUAAAGGUGCGGAACAGUAUGACUUGUGGAAGAAGCUGCAGGAUGGUCUCGCCAAGUGCAAAUAAACGAGGAUGCAAUGCACGGCCUAGGCAAUGAGAUUCAGUAACAACUGCUUCAUGAUCUUACAAGGGGAUAAUUCGGUCUUCCAUUAAUAUUGUGUUGCAGUUACGAGUUUGAUUUGUUUGUAAUCCAAGGCUUAUCAACAUAAUCGCCCUAGUCAUCAACAAUAUUAGUUUUUUUUUACAGAAGUAAUUUUAAAACAAAUUUUAGAUUUUUUCACUACAUUUAGUUAUUUCCUUUCAAUCAAAUUUGAGGUUAUUAUCAUUCUAUUCAUUUCAAUUUUUAUAUUUUAUAAUUGAUAAAUGCACUGUUAUGAUCAGCAUCGAUGUGUGUACCAAUCCAAACGUACACAUGAAUAUUAAUUAUGAUUUGAUGAAAGAUACUGUCAAUAACGAAAUAUUCCAAGAAUAUUAAUGGCCUAGAAUUCCUAAAAUGUUUGAAACAACAUCAGAAAUAAGCCUAACACACUUUUCACGCUUGUAUGGUGCAAAAUGUGUGAUACCUUGAAAACGAAAGUCUCUGGGAAGAAGGUGCAAGCAAUCGGGCUCUAACAGAUUUACAUUCUAAACGUGAGUAUUUUAUACGUUGUAUUUUAAAAGUAGGAUCAAACCAAUUGAUGAAUAGUCUUUCUAUUAUGAAAAUAAAGCGAAGACUCUAAAGCCCC
This is a messenger RNA of Dalotia coriaria, 2423 nucleotides long. RefSeq names its product beta-1,3-galactosyltransferase 5-like. Gene Ontology annotation, molecular function: hexosyltransferase activity. The record is from RefSeq and is a predicted model, not a curated record. The transcript has 3 exons. Gene Ontology annotation, cellular component: Golgi membrane. The coding region runs from base 580 to 1764 and encodes 394 amino acids. Lineage: Eukaryota; Metazoa; Arthropoda; Insecta; Coleoptera; Staphylinidae.